Molecule: messenger RNA, 402 nt
Organism: Cryptomeria japonica (Japanese cedar)
Lineage: Eukaryota; Viridiplantae; Streptophyta; Pinopsida; Cupressales; Cupressaceae
Product: secreted RxLR effector protein 78-like
Exons: 1
Coding region: 1-402 (133 amino acids)
Source: RefSeq, a predicted model, not a curated record
AUGGCGGAAAGAAUUAAGGAAAUAUUACUGAAACUCAUAUCAGAACACCAAAAUGGCUUCACCCCUGAGCCGAAGAUUGUUGAUAGCUUCAUUUUGGUCUCAGAAGUCAUCCACUCAAUUUACAAAGAGAAACAGAAAGACAUGGUCAUUAAACUUGAUGUUGCCAAAGCAUAUGAUUGGGUUGUAUGGGAUUUCUUAAUAUGCGUUCUGAAAAGAUUUGGAUUUCCUAACAAAUGGAUUGAAUGUAUCAAAUUUUGCAUCUCUACUAUUAAUUUUUUUAUGAUUGUCAAUGGAAACGUGUGUGGCUUCUUCGGAGCCACUAAUGGCCUGCGCCAGGGAGACCCUUUAUCUCCUUCCCUUUUUGUGGUAAUGGCUGAAGUUCUUUGGAAAUUGAUUCAAUAA